Molecule: messenger RNA, 1725 nt
Organism: Microsporum canis CBS 113480
Lineage: Eukaryota; Fungi; Ascomycota; Eurotiomycetes; Onygenales; Arthrodermataceae
Product: sphingosine-1-phosphate lyase
Exons: 4
Coding region: 1-1725 (574 amino acids)
Biological process (GO): carboxylic acid metabolic process; sphingolipid catabolic process
Cellular component (GO): endoplasmic reticulum
Molecular function (GO): pyridoxal phosphate binding; sphinganine-1-phosphate aldolase activity
Source: RefSeq, a predicted model, not a curated record
AUGGCUCAGGCUCUGCCCAUGGCGAUGGCCAUGCAGGCUAAACUGAUGUCUGUCGCUCGCUCGACCUCAGGCGCAGUCUUCUCCCUAUCGAAUUUCGACAUAGUCCGCAACCUCGUCUUCUUCGUCUUCUUCCUCCGUCUACUACGCAGGUCCUUUUACACUAUUCGCGGCUACGGGAUAUUCGGCAGCAUCCGAAAUGUCUUUCUACACCUCCGACUGAUCUUCUAUGGCCUCUUCCUGCGUGCCCCCGGCGUGCGCAGCCAGGUCGACAAGCAGGUUUCUACCGCCCUCACCAAGCUGGAGCAGAAGCUUGCACCGCAGGAACCGGGCAUGAUAAAGUUCAUGAGUCUGCCUAAGAAAGGGAUGAGCCAUGAUCAGGUCCGCGCUGAGCUGGAUAAGCUUGGUGGUAUGAAGCAUACGAUGUGGGAGGAUGGACGGGUCAGUGGCGCCGUGUAUCAUGGCGGAGAGGACCUGUUGAAACUGCAGACCGAGGCCUUUGGCCAGUUUGCUGUUUCCAACCCGAUUCACCCUGAUGUCUUCCCAGGUGUGAGGAAGAUGGAGGCUGAGGUUGUUGCAAUGGUUUUGGACUUGUUUCACGGCCCUGACGGCUCUGCUGGUGUGACUACUAGUGGCGGCACGGAGUCCAUCCUGAUGGCGUGUCUGUCAGCUCGCCAAAAGGCAUAUGCUGAACGGGGAGUGACCGAGCCAGAGAUGAUCGUGCCCGAAACAGCCCAUGCGGCCUUCACCAAGGCCUCAAAGUACUUUGGUAUCAAGUUCCACUCUGUGCCGUGCCCAAGCCCGGGCUAUCUCGUUGACGUCUCGGCGGUCCGCCGUCUCAUCAACCCAAACACCGUACUGCUGGUUGGAUCGGCGCCUAACUUCCCCCACGGCCUGGUGGAUGAUAUCCCAGCCCUAUCACGGUUGGCAGUUACAUACAAGAUCCCCUUGCAUGUCGACUGUUGUCUUGGCUCCUUCGUGAUUGCGUUCCUCAAGAAGGCCGGUUUCCCUUCCCCGUAUGAAGCACAAGGCGGCUUUGACUUCCGCCAGCCCGGUGUCACCAGUAUCAGUGUCGACACUCACAAGUAUGGGUUUGCUCCCAAGGGAAGCUCGGUCGUCCUGUACCGCAACCGCUCGUACCGCACCUAUCAGUAUUUCGUCAUGCCAAACUGGCCUGGUGGCGUUUACGCGUCUCCUUCCAUGGCUGGCUCCCGUCCUGGAGCGUUGAUCGCCGGAUGCUGGACCAGUAUGAUGGCCAUCGGCGAGUCGGGCUACAUCGACAGCUGCCACCAGAUCAUCAGCGCCGCCAGAAAGUUCGAGGCUGCCGUUCGUAAGAACCCCGGCCUCUCGUCCACGCUUGAGGUCGUCGGCCGGCCCAUGGUCAGCGUCGUCGGAUUCACCUCCACGAAUCCAGAAGUCGACAUCUAUGACGUUGCGGAUGCCAUGUCCAAUAUGGGCUGGCACCUGAACGCCCUCCAGUCGCCGCCAGCAAUGCACGUUGCCUUUACCCUGCCGACUGCCAACGCCGUCGACAAGCUAAUAGAAGACCUCACCACCGUCGUACAGCAAGAACUGACUAAGAUCGCGGAGAGGAAGGCCGCCGGUAUCAAGGUCGAGAAGAAACGAGGCGAUACUUCGGCCUUGUACGGUGUUGCUGGAAGCAUUCCAGACAAGAGCAUCGUCCGCCGUCUGGCCGAGGGCUUCUUGGAUACUCUCUACGUCAACUGA